AAAUAAUACACGUGGGACAAUGCAUAUACGAAGAAUGAUGAAUAAUUUUCUCUUUAGAUGAGUAUCUGUGGUUUCAGUCCAGUAGAUUAAUAAUGGCAGUGCAUCUAAGCUUUGGCUUCAUUGAAGGCUUACUUAGAGAUGAUUGAGAAUUUUUGAACUGUUAUUGAGCAAUAUAAUCAGGGUAUGUUAAGGAAGAGAGUUCGUUACAUGAACAGACUGACAGAUGUUUCUUCCUCUGAUGCUCCUGUUAAUCACACCUCUGGAACAAGAAAACCAAAGCCAAAGCCCAAACAAUGGAUACUCAAAGGACAAGAAUAUGAAUCUCAGUUCACCCAUCAUGUGCUUCGGUGCUUUUGUUUGAGUAUCCUGAAUUCUCUUCCUUUUACCCAAAGGGUUCUGAAUGGCGGAAAGUUCUCUACAUGUGUGUUCGGGCUGGUGGGAAACGAGGGGUAUGAAUCUUUUUCUAGUAGAGUUUCACCAAUGAAUUGAUCGAGCUGGAGGAAACGAGGUAUCAAAGUGUAGUGGCACAGAGUUUCUAGGAUAAGAUGCAGUUAACAUUUCUUGUACUUUUUUCUAUGCAUGAUUAAUAGCUUCUAUGAAAUCUUUGUAUAUAAGCCUCAUGGCUGCACAACAAAUAAUAGAUAUGUUGUUAAGCAUGUUAAUUGCAUCAGUUAACGUUCAUGAUCUUUGAUUUAACAAUUGGCUAACUAUUGUGUCAUAUACCUGAUCAGUUGACAUGUUUUGAGACCUAGCAGUAGCAGUACAUGAAUCUCACAACUGCUUUUGUAGGCACUACAUUCUGGAAAAGCAGUGAGGGCAUACAGAUGGAGUACAUCGCUGUAUUUCUGGCUUCAUUAUUUCCAGGCGCUCUUGUGGCAUUCAAUCACGAGUUAUUGCUGGCAUUAUCCAAAGUUUCUGCUCUUCGUAUAUAUUGUGCUGGCGUUUGGCAUAAUGCAGCUCUCUGUGCUGUUUGUGCUUGGGCGUUGUUUGUUCAACCCUUGAUCUUGUCUCCAUUUUACAUUCAUGAUGAAGGCCCCGUG
Molecule: messenger RNA, 1040 nt
Organism: Nicotiana tabacum (common tobacco)
Lineage: Eukaryota; Viridiplantae; Streptophyta; Magnoliopsida; Solanales; Solanaceae
Source: RefSeq, a predicted model, not a curated record